GUGCCUGCCGCGGAGGGCGACGUGGCCACGGCGAUGGUGGCCGCAAGCGGUCUGUAUGCGGACGUUGCGGCGCUGGUGGAGGCGUGUUCCCAGGCGCGCUCUCAGCGCGAGGCCAGCGCGUCCAGCUUGCGUGCAGGCGCGGCCAUGGAUCCGCGCCCGGGCUGGGGCCUCGGGCCCGAUGGCGAGUUGCAGCAGGCGCAGGGGCCUCUGGGUGUGGAGAAGUCUGGCUUGCUCGUUCUUGCUCCAAUGUGGUUGGGCCCAUCCCUGUUGCAGGACAUGCCGACGAAGCCUAGUAGGCUUCGGGGGCUUUUGGAGACGGGCCGCAAGCACUUCGAGUUCGCGUCCUCGCUUGUGCGGCAGCAGGUUGUCAGAGGUGGUCGGGUGCUCUUCGAGCUUCCCUGGGAGGCGACCUCGCGGCGCGUGGGGUGCGUCGUCGAUAUUUUGGCGACGAUUGGCAUGCAGCGCGUGCGAUGCGAUCAGUGCCUCUCCGCCCAGAUCUCGGUGGAUGGAUCUGGCCAGGUCGGGCCGGCUCGCAGGGCGAUUGGGUUCAUGGUGAACGACCCGUUCACCGCUCGAGCCGUGUCGCGACAGUGCCACGGAGAGCACGGGCACGUGCAGUCGCUCGGAGGUCGGGGGAAGACGUGGGACGAAUAUCCACCCGUCCAGGUGGUGGAGAUCUUUCGAGCUCUGAGGAGCUCGAUGCGCGCUGCUGAAGGCGGCGUGGCAGAGGGGGUGUUCGGCAGAGGUCGUGAGCUGACGAUCUCUGCGGUGGAGGCCGGGCCUGUCCUGGAGGAGCUGGAGCUCCUGGCGAGGCCCGAGAGCCCCGCCUAUGAGGACGUGUUGAUGUCGCUCGAGAUUUCGCGGGCCACGUGCGGCUUGAGGGGCGCAGGCGUGUCUUUCGACAGGAAAGUCGAGCCCGCCAUGGACCUCGCCAGCGCGACCUUAGGGAAGUUCAGCGUCUGCUCAGGAUUUCGUAGGUCUGGUGACUCCGUGGUGCGGGGUGUGCGAUGGGGUGGCGACUUCACCCUCGGUGGCAAGAGGUUGCGCUGCGCGGAGUUUGUGGGCGAGCUCGGGGAAGGCCUCUUGGCAAAGCGCGCGGCCGCGCUGGGUCCAAGCCCGGAGCGCGGCGAC
Prorocentrum cordatum is the source of this 1131-nucleotide messenger RNA. NCBI's taxonomy places the organism in Eukaryota, Dinophyceae, Prorocentrales, Prorocentraceae. The record is from the annotation of a GenBank genome assembly.